UGCAAACUACUACUAUUGAUUCAGUUAUCAAAAUGCUUCGUCCGAGAAAUUUCUUCAUCUCUUCAGCCUCCGCAUUCUUCCGUCACCGUCACGGCCACCUUCUUCCUUCACAGCAACGAUGGAUCUCCUCCACGUCGCAGCUCCAUUUCUCGUGGAUGGACAAGAUCAAAGGGGUCUUCACCGGCCAAAAGACUUCACCCGAUACCACCUCCACCUCUUCAGAGUCCUUCACUCUCCUCCGGUUUGCGGAUGAGUUGAGCAAAGCUAGGAAGGUAGGGGCAUUCAAGCAGUAUAUAGUGGGGCGAAGUAGUGAAGCUACUUUUUCAGACGCUUUUGAAAAGCAGGAAGCUAUAAUUCGUUAUCUAGGGGGUUUUGACGCUACUGGAGAGAAUCUCCUAACAAGCCAAAAGCAAGAGGCUGCAAAGCACUGUAAUUGCACAAUAGCAGAUGUUGAAAAUGCACUGGCAAAGUUUACAUGGGCUAAAGAAGCACAGAGAAAAAUUGAGAAGUUAAAGGAAGAGGGUAAACCAAUGCCGAAGAGUUUGGAUGAGGUCCAGAAGUUGAUGGGAUCAACCCCAAUGGAUGUUGCUCGGUCAAACUUGGCUAAGAGUGGGCAAAUAAGUAGGAAUGCACCUUGUCCUUGUGGGUCCAAAAAGUUAUACAAAAGGUGCUGCGGAAAGGAUGGGAAAAGUUUAGGUCAAACAAAGCUAUAAGUACAGAGAAUGCUUCUUAUAUGAAUUCUGGAUGGAGAUUUUGGAGAAAGGUAAACCUGAAGUUGAUCUUUGGUAAGAAUGAAGUAAAGAAGGUAUCUAGACUGGAUUUAUUAUUUCUUUUUCUGAUCAGAGUACGGAUGUACCUCAUAUUGGCUGAUCAGAUGAAGUUUUGUAAGUUGCAUCUUUAGAACAAAAGUGAAUUAAUCUUUCCACAGGAAGUGAAUAACGAAGUCCCUUAUCCUCCUCUUGUACUGUUCUAUUCUUCCCUCCUGAAAGACUGCAUUUUACUCCCUAGUGAAUACUUUUACCAAAUUUUUCG
Coffea eugenioides is the source of this 1032-nucleotide messenger RNA. Its product is annotated as protein translocase subunit SecA 1-like. NCBI's taxonomy places the organism in Eukaryota, Viridiplantae, Streptophyta, Magnoliopsida, Gentianales, Rubiaceae. The record is from RefSeq and is a predicted model, not a curated record. Bases 33 to 713 code for a protein of 226 amino acids. The transcript has 5 exons.